UCCAGCCGGUGUUAAGCCGGCUGUCUGAGGGCAGAGCGGAGCCGUUCCACCUCCGCUCGGCACCGGACGGCAGCGGCAUGGCGCUCCGGGGAGCCUGCCUGCUCCUCUGCCUCCUCUCUCUUGCCCAGGUCUCCGGCCAGCAAAACUCCAAAGUCCGGCAAAAACCGGUGGCUUCCAAGAAAGAUGGUGUGAGCCUCAAAAUGAUUGAAGACCUGAAGGCCAUGAUUGACAACAUCUCUCAGGAGGUUGCUCUAUUGAAGGAAAAGCAAGCACUCCAGACAGUUUGCCUGAAAGGCACCAAAAUUCAUCUAAAAUGCUUUCUUGCGUUUUCGGAGACCAAGACGUACCACGAGGCCAGUGAAAACUGCAUCUCGCAGGGCGGCACGCUCAGCACCCCUCAGAACGGGGAGGAGAACGAUGCCCUUUACGACUACAUGCGCAAGAGCAUCGGCUCCGAGGUGGAGAUCUGGCUGGGCCUCAACGACAUGGCAGCGGAGGGCAAGUGGGUCGACAUGACGGGUGGCCCCAUCCGCUACAAGAACUGGGAGACUGAAAUCACCACCCAGCCCGACGGUGGCAAGCUGGAAAACUGCGCCGCCUUGUCGGGGGCCGCCAUUGGCAAGUGGUUCGACAAGAGGUGCAAAGACCAGCUGCCCUACGUCUGCCAGUUCAUGAUUGUGUAGCAGCGGGGGCUCCCUCCUGCCCACCCGCAACCCGGGUCUUCCCCC
Balearica regulorum gibbericeps (East African grey crowned-crane) is the source of this 728-nucleotide messenger RNA. RefSeq names its product C-type lectin domain family 3 member B (gene CLEC3B). Lineage: Eukaryota; Metazoa; Chordata; Aves; Gruiformes; Gruidae. Gene Ontology annotation, biological process: bone mineralization; ossification. The record is from RefSeq and is a predicted model, not a curated record.